AUGGCAGGCUUUCUGCCCACUGGUCUCAGUGUCUCGGCACCCUCCGAGACCUAUACCCUGCCCAUCGCCGGCACCAGCUGGGAGUUCCCAUCAGGCCCUUGUAACAGCUCCCCUGGGGCCCAAGCUGCGACUGAGCCGGGGGAGCAGGGACCCAAGAACCCGCGGGUGGCUGGCGUGACGGUCCAGCUGGAGAUGAAGCCACUGUGGGAAGAGUUCCACCAGCUGGGCACAGAGAUGAUCGUCACCAAAGCGGGCAGGAGGAUGUUCCCCACCUUCCAGGUGAAGAUCUUGGGCAUGGACGCACUGGCCGACUACGCCCUGCUUAUGGACUUCCUCCCAGUGGACGACAAGAGAUACAGGUAUGCCUUCCACAGCUCAGCGUGGCUGGUGGCAGGCAAGGCCGACCCCGCCAUGCCGGGCCGCGUGCACUUCCACCCGGACUCACCGGCCAAGGGUGCCCAGUGGAUGCGUCAGAUCGUGUCCUUUGACAAGCUCAAGUUCACCAACAACCUGCUGGAUGACAAUGGCCAUAUCAUUCUUCACUCCAUGCACCGCUACCAGCCGCGCCUACACGUGGUCUUCGUGGACCCGCGCAAGGACAGCGAGCGCUACGCCCAGGAGAACUUCAAGUCCUUCGUCUUCACCGAGACGCAGUUCACAGCAGUGACGGCGUACCAGAACCACCGGAUCACACGGCUGAAAAUCGCCAGCAACCCGUUCGCCAAGGGCUUCAGAGACACGGACCCUGACUCCUGGCCGGUGGCCCCUCGGCCCCUGUUAAGCGUUCCAGCCUCAUGUCAUGGCAGCCUGGGACCCUGCUUGGUGAAGGGCUCUGCCCAGCAGGAGAAAGACCCUCAGAGAGAGUCAACCUCCACCACCAGGACCCCUGGCUGGCUCCCCCAGACCCUGCCAGCUGCGGCCAUCUGCCAGCCUCUCGCCUACCGGGAACCUUGCCCUGCAGCCCCAGGCCACCUUGGGAUUCCAAGGACACGCCCAGCCCCAUACUCCGUCCCUGGUCCUCGGGGAGCCCUGACCCUCCUGUCCUCGGCCACCCUGCACCUGCCACUUGGCCAAGGCGCCCAGUGA
Ochotona princeps (American pika) is the source of this 1086-nucleotide messenger RNA. It is a transcript of the gene TBX10, whose product is annotated as T-box transcription factor 10. Gene Ontology annotation, molecular function: RNA polymerase II cis-regulatory region sequence-specific DNA binding; DNA-binding transcription factor activity, RNA polymerase II-specific. Gene Ontology annotation, cellular component: nucleus. The record is from RefSeq and is a predicted model, not a curated record. NCBI's taxonomy places the organism in Eukaryota, Metazoa, Chordata, Mammalia, Lagomorpha, Ochotonidae. Gene Ontology annotation, biological process: cell fate specification; positive regulation of DNA-templated transcription; regulation of transcription by RNA polymerase II. The transcript has 8 exons. Bases 1 to 1086 code for a protein of 361 amino acids.